Cynara cardunculus var. scolymus (artichoke) is the source of this 1515-nucleotide messenger RNA. RefSeq names its product two-component response regulator ARR12-like. Gene Ontology annotation, cellular component: nucleus. NCBI's taxonomy places the organism in Eukaryota, Viridiplantae, Streptophyta, Magnoliopsida, Asterales, Asteraceae. The record is from RefSeq and is a predicted model, not a curated record. Gene Ontology annotation, molecular function: DNA-binding transcription factor activity; DNA binding. The transcript has 3 exons. Gene Ontology annotation, biological process: regulation of DNA-templated transcription. The coding region runs from base 1 to 1515 and encodes 504 amino acids.
AUGUCCCCGGAUAAUGAUGAUAUAAAGAACGCUUCAAUAAGUGGUGGGAAUGGUGUAACGGUAUAUAUUAUGAAAUCCUUGAGCAUGAAUGAUGUUAACAAUCUUUGGGCAACUGCAUUGGCACGAGAAAAAGGUAAAACAGAAUCAUCAUCUGGAAAAUUAGUACAUGUAGAGAAUGGAUCAUCGUCAGUUGCUAGUGAAGCGUGCAAAAGAACAAGAACAGUAGAGAUAAACGAGGAAAAUGGAAAUGUAGAAAAGAAACCGAGGGUUGUUUGGACUAAAGAGAUGCAUCAAAAAUUCUUGGAUGCCGUUGCGCAGCUAGGACACGAUAAGGCUUUUCCAAAGAAGAUAGUUGAACUCAUGAAUCUCCCAGGAUUGACAAGGGAGAAUGUGGCCAGUCAUUUGCAGAAGUACCGGAUGUGUAUGAAACGAGCUCAAGAAGGAUUUACAGGUCCUUCAUAUGAUUUUAUCGACCCUUUCGGUUUCAACGCUUCACAAAGAAACUUUCAACAAUCCCAUUGGAACCCUUUUGGAAUCGGAUCAAGAAACGCUACUACAAGCCACUUGGGUUUGAAUUGUUAUGGAUCAAGAUUGGGAAUGCCUCCAGAUAUAUCGUUUCUAAACACAAUCCGCUUGAGACCUGACCAUAACUUUAGGGUAUAUGGCGAUGAAAAGAAAAGCGUUCUCUUAAGUAUUGGUGACAAUAGAGCAUCCUCAAAUACAAAUUUUGCUGGUUUUAGAUUGGCUGGUGACGGAAAGUCUGUCGAGUUUGGGCAGCAUAGUCAUUUAAGUGAUGGUAGUCGGAUCAUAAGAGAGAAUGGGAGUUACAUUCAGCAACAACAUUCUCUUUCGGAAGUGGGAAAUGACGAUUCUAGUCAUUGCCCAUCGUUUUCAGCCAGCUUCACUUCUGGUGCACCACCAGGAACCAACUGGGCUGACCUGAUUAGGUUCAGUAGCAACCACCAGCAGCAGUCUUCUAUAGCCGCUCUUCUAGAUGUUAAAAGCAUGCCAACCAUCUUGACUCAGCCGCAACCGCCACCGCCAGUUGCACCGCCAGGGUCUGACUGGAACCAGGUGGCUAGCUUCACUCAGCAGCAAUCAUCUUUAUCUCCACCAUGGUCCAACUGGGCUGAGCCCCUUAAGUUCCCUUGUCAACAAUCUUCUAUAACCUCUCUUCAAGGCAUUGACCAAACCAAGACUGCCAUCAUGACUCCGCUGCAACCAGGUGCAGCACCGCCGGGGACCGAAUGGGACGAGGCGGUGAGCUUUACACCUCCGGAAUCUGCAGCACCGCUGUGGACCGACUGGACUGAGCCAGCCAGCGGUUCUUCUCAACGGCCAGCAGCAUCAGGAAACGACACCAAUGCCAAUUCUGAGAUUUUUAGCGAUUUCACCUCGUGCUCACUUCCUCCAGAAUUCCGUCAACUGGGGAUGGUAGGAGGCGACGAUGGCGUUGAUGCAACUACGAUAUGCAUAUUCGAUGAUUUACUUUUCGAUCGUCAAGAUUUGACUUAA